AUGCCGGACGCGGUCUUCAAGGCACUGCCCAACAUAACAUGGGAAUGCGUACAGUGUGGCGUGCCAAACUUCUCAACAGGUAUAUUCGACACAACGUUGUUUGACUCCACCAAUAGCUACUCUGUCCUUAGCAAUAUCACUGGUACAGAUAGUGAAAUCAGCUUCAGCCAACCAAAUGCUACAUCGUCACCCCAUCGACGUCAGCAAAGUGCAAGGGAAUGCCCCACUACCACCAGGGUUGACACUGGACUAAGGACUCUGGUCGUGAAUUGCCAGUCCAUCAAAAGCCCAGGCAAGAAGGCAAUCCUACAGAAUAUGAUAGAGGCUACACAGGCUGACAUAGUCAUCGGCACCGAAUCAUGGCUAGAUGACUCCGUGAGAUCAGCAGAGGUGUUCCCAGCCAACUUCAAUGCCUACCGGAAAGAUCGGAGCAGCGACACCCGGGGAGGAGGAAGUGACGAACCAGAAGAGCUGAAGUCAGAAAACGCAAAGGCAGUUUGGACCAAGGUCCAAAUACAAGGCGCACAGGACCUCUACAUUGGCUCUUGCUACAAACCGCCUUCCUCCACUGACCCGGACUAUCUGGAACAGCUCAACGCAUGCCUCACUAAAAUCCCGAGAAACGUCCACCUAUGGCUGGGAGGGGAUUUUAACCUACCCAACAUAGACUGGGAGAAUGAAUGCCCGACACCUCAAGCCACUCAUGCCACACAGUGCAGACAGCUCCUAUCAAUUAUAAAGGACGCAUCCCUUGACCAAGUAGUGCAGUCACCUACAUGUAUCACCAAGGACACUAGUAGCCUGCUUGACCUUUUCUUUACUAACAACAGUACUCUCAUCAACAAAUGUGAGACCAUUCCUGGAAUAGGUGACCAUGAAGCCAUCUUCGUGGAUUCCAGCCUACAACCUAGGAAAGUGAAGAAACCGCCAUGCAAGGUCUACCAAUAUAGGAAAGCAGACUACCAGUCUAUGGGCGCUAAGCUGACAGCACAACACACUGAAUUCCUGGAGAAGAACAAGGACAUGUCAGUUAAUGAAACAUGGUCCACAUUUGAACAGCUCUUCAAACAGCUGAUGAACAAGCACAUUCCAUCCAAAAUGCUGUCAGGGAAUAAGGUGAAUAAACCUUGGAUAACCAAAGAAAUCAAGGCCCACCAGAGAAGGAGGAAUAAACUCUUCAACCGCCAAAAGGAAACAGGGCGACCGAAAGACAGACAUCGCUACCAACAGGCCAAAGCCACCACCCAACGACUUGAGAGGCAGGCCUACUGGCACUACGUCAAAGACCUGAUUGAAGUCGGGGACCCAGACCAAGCCCAGCAACCAAAACAGAAAAGGUUCUGGAACAUUAUCAAGUCUGUUAGGAAGGACAACUCCGGGGUGGCCCCCUUGAAAGAAAAUGGCAGACUCCAUAGUGACCCACAAGACAAGGCGAACAUCCUGAACCAACAAUACCAGUCAGUAUUCACCCAUGACACGGGGAGCGACACAAACCCUACGCCAGACGGGGAACCAGCACCAACCAUGCCCAAUAUCAUAAUCACAUCCCAUGGAGUGCUGAAACUACUACAGAAGCUAAACCCCCAAAAGGCAACCGGCCCAGACAUGCUUCCAGCAAGAAUCCUCAAGGAACUGGCAAUUAAAUGUGCUCCGUACCUGGGCUACAUAUACCAGAAAUGCCUAACAACAGGCUCAAUUCCAGAUAUAUGGAAGACAGCAACAGUUUCAGCCAUAUUCAAGAAGGGGGACAGGUAUAAAGCGAGCAACUACCGCCCUGUGUCACUCGUAUAUGCUGCAAGAUGUUAG
This is a messenger RNA of Dreissena polymorpha, 1806 nucleotides long. RefSeq lists its product as uncharacterized. Gene Ontology annotation, molecular function: catalytic activity. The transcript is spliced from 2 exons. The record is from RefSeq and is a predicted model, not a curated record. Bases 1 to 1806 code for a protein of 601 amino acids. NCBI's taxonomy places the organism in Eukaryota, Metazoa, Mollusca, Bivalvia, Myida, Dreissenidae.